UAUAUACUAAUUUGAUUAAAGUAAUAUAUAACUAAGUGUUUGUUCCAAAUCUUCUUUGUUUUUAUUACAAGCAAGGGAUAUUCCAAGAGAAUUCGGCCUCUUGAAUUAGAAAAUAAGAGUAGUCGGAAAAGAAUGUUUAGAACUGCCUUUAAGAGAUCCGGAAUGAGAACCAUUCAAUCAUCGUUCAUUCCUCGUCCACUUUUGAUUGGUGGAGGAGUUUUGGCUACUUUGGUUGGAGGACUUUACUGUUUUGAUUCACGUUCUGCUAUUCACGAAUUUGUAUUAUGUCCUAUAAUUAGAGCUUGCACAGAUGCUGAACAGGGUCAUAAAUUAGGAAUCUUUUGUAUGAAGUAUGGAUUGGUUCCUAAAUUAUUAGAUGAUCGUACAAACAACCCAAAGGAGUUAAAUGUUAAUGUGUGGGGUAAAAAAUUGAACAACCCAAUUGGUGUUGCUGCCGGUUUAGAUAAAGAAGGUGAAGCUAUCGACUCACUCUUUGAUUUGGGAUUUUCUUACGUUGAAAUUGGGUCAGUUACUCCUGAACCACAACCAGGUAACCCUCAACCAAGAUUUUUCAGAUUAUCAAGAGAUGAAGCCGUUAUUAAUAGAUAUGGCUUUAAUUCUUCUGGUCACUGGAAUGUUGUUGCUAGACUUAAGUUGAGAUUAAAUAAAUUGUUAGGGAAAUUCGAAACUUCCAAUUCUUCAGUUGAAGAACCUUUUGGAAAUUCAUUUCAAAAUGGUAAACUUUUAGCUGUUAAUUUGGGGAAAAAUAAGUUUGGUGAUGAAGUUGAAGACUAUGUUAAGGGGGUCCAUAGAUUGGGACCAUACGCAGACGUGUUGGUCAUUAACGUAUCCUCUCCAAAUACCCCAGGAUUAAGAGAUUUACAAAAUGAACUGAAGUUAACUAAUUUAUUGACCACUGUUGUUAAGGAAAGAAAUGCUUUAGGUACCAAUGCUUUAGGCUCUAAGCCGCCUGUUUUAGUUAAAGUUGCACCAGAUCUCUCAGAAAUAGAAAUUGAAUCAAUUGCUAACUCUGCCAAAUCUGCUAAAGUUGAUGGUAUAAUUAUUUCCAACACAACCAUUCAACGUCCACGCGAACGUCUUUUAACUACUGAUGAUGAACUUAUUUCUCAAACCGGUGGACUUUCUGGUGCUCCAUUAAAACCUUUGUCAUUGCAAGCACUUCGAUACCUUCGUAAAUAUACCAAGGAUUCAGAUUUGGUGUUAAUUGGAUGUGGUGGUAUUUCUUCAGGUAAAGAUGCUUUAGAAUUUGGUAAAGCUGGUGCAACUUUCAUUCAAUUAUAUACCGCAUUUGCUUACAAGGGACCAGGUUUACCUGCAAAAAUUAGAGAUGAAUUGACACUUGAAUUAAGAAAAGAAGGUAAGACUUGGGAACAAAUCAUUGGCGAAGAUGAUAAAUAGUCAAAUUUAGAAUGCAUCAAAUAGACAAUGUAUGACUUUUUCUC
[Candida] anglica is the source of this 1463-nucleotide messenger RNA. NCBI's taxonomy places the organism in Eukaryota, Fungi, Ascomycota, Pichiomycetes, Serinales, Debaryomycetaceae. The record is from the annotation of a GenBank genome assembly.